AUGAAGAUCAAUGACAUUACAGAUGCCAAAAUUGAAGCCACACUGUUUGAUAUCAAUACCAAUGAGGGUUCCAAUUUGCUAUCAACUAAUGUGGCCAGUUUGGAGCUUCAGCAACCCCCUCAUUUUCCUUUAGGGUUUCAUGGGUAUCGAUUAGAAGGAAAACUAAAAAAUCCCAAGCUUUGGUCUGCAGAGCAACCAAAUCUGUAUACAUUAGUUGUCACCUUGAAAGAUGCAUCAUGCAACAUUAUCGACUGUGAAUCAUGUCUAAGUAGGCAAGGAGGGUUUGUUUGGGAUUGGGUUGACCAUGGGUUACUCAAGGAAAAUGCAAAUGGUAGCAAAUACUGGGCAUAUGGAGGUGACUUUGGAGAUACACCAAAUGACUUAAGAAGGCAGAAAAGAGAUUGCAGGUUGAUCCUACUACAUGGCCAAUAA
Molecule: messenger RNA, 432 nt
Organism: Lactuca saligna
Lineage: Eukaryota; Viridiplantae; Streptophyta; Magnoliopsida; Asterales; Asteraceae
Source: the annotation of a GenBank genome assembly